Messenger RNA from Alternaria burnsii, 696 nucleotides. RefSeq lists its product as uncharacterized. Gene Ontology annotation, cellular component: ribonuclease P complex; ribonuclease MRP complex. Bases 1 to 696 code for a protein of 231 amino acids. The transcript is spliced from 2 exons. NCBI's taxonomy places the organism in Eukaryota, Fungi, Ascomycota, Dothideomycetes, Pleosporales, Pleosporaceae. Gene Ontology annotation, molecular function: ribonuclease P RNA binding. Gene Ontology annotation, biological process: tRNA 5'-leader removal; rRNA processing. The record is from RefSeq and is a predicted model, not a curated record.
AUGGCAUACGGAGACACACACAUCGCCCAAACCCUGCUGCACCGCGCCUUCUCCCCCUCGACCGCAGAGUCGCAUUAUCACGAGCGCGUGCUGAAGCGGCCCCUUCACAUUCGCGCAACCUCGCCUACACCCUCUGCACGCGCAGUCCGCCGUCGCGCCCUUAACGAGCUCAAACAGACUGCUCGGAAGCGCAGCAAGAACAAGCCUCGUCCACUGUCCGCUGCGAAAAAGCGUGCACUCUGCCUGAACGAAAUUCCCAAGGAGCAGCAAAACUACGCCCUCUAUGAGGGGUUGCACAACUUGUGGGCUGGCUACAUGAGGGACGUGCUAGGCCUGAGCGAUACUGCGCGGAGUGUCCUUGUCACGCCGAAUUCGAGUGGACAACUGCUUGCGACUGCUGACAUGCACGGCGCGCUCGUGACUGUAGUGCGAAGCCGAUGUGUAAGUCGCGUAGGCUUGGAGGGUAUCAUCGUUCGUGACACAAGGUUCACAUUCGAGAUCAUCACCAAGAACAACUCUGUGAAAUCUGUCCCCAAAGAGCACACGAUCCUCCGGUUUGAGGUGCCGCUUCUCGAGCAAGAUGGGAAGACUCCCAUGAAGCCACUUGUGUUUGAACUCAACGCGGAGCAGUUCCAGACAAGAGCGGCUGAUCGCGCGAACAAGAAGUUCAGGAUGCACUAUCAGCCUGACAUAUGA